GCCAAUCACACGUCGCAGUAAUGAGGCUAAUUAAUGAAUACAAAAUCUGGGGAAGCCGCAAAAACUAAUAACCCCGCCCAAAACCUCGGCAAAAUCGGUUGAAAGGUAGACCGAGUUCACGCUCAGCGAGCGCGCUCCCAUUGCCUUGUCCAACAAUGGAUGCGACAGCUGCCAACGGCGCAUACACUGCGCACAACCAGGAUGUCAGUCCCAACGGAACGUCAAAAUUGUCUCACCAUUCCCCAGGCGACGACGAUCCCGAACCCUGGAGCGCUGGCGAGGAUGAGAGCGGCGAAGACGGUGGGAGGAGUCAAACCGGCUCGAAGCGCAAACGCGAGAAGUUGAGCGUCAGCUGCGAGACGUGCAAGCAACGCAAAGUUAAGUGCGAUCGCGGCCACCCGGCAUGUGGCUGGUGUCUGAAGAAUCACUCGACAUGUAUUUACUUGCCGCGCAAGAAGCCUGGACUCAGAGCUGGCUAUGGGCGUGAACUCGAGGCACGCCUGGACAAGCUCGAAUCCCUCCUUGUGCAGCAGCAGUCGCAGAUCAACCAUCUGUCGCACACCCAAAUCGCAGCAUCAGGGCCAUCCCCGCAAGAAGUGGCCACUUUUCGGAGCCCCCCAGUCAUUCAGACGCCCCACAUCCCGCGCCCGGAGACUGCGCUCUUCAUACAGAAACCGCAGUCGACAUUUCCAUCCCAAAACGCGAUACAGAAUGGCUACGGUAACACGUUAGACGCCAGAUCCGCGUCAAUCUCAGGCAAUGGCUACUCUGAGGACAUGCAAUCUGGUCUGGGAGGCCUGCAACGGGAUGGAUACACACCGUUCAGCACAGACCAAUUUGCGCCGUCCAUGUCGAGAGCGCUAGGUCAGGCUGAUGCUGAUUUCCCACCGUACGAUCUCCUGUAUGGUCUGGUUGAUUUGUUCUUCAAGCACAUAUAUCCUUGGUGUCCCAUAUUGCACCGUCAGUCAACGCUCAAUUCGUUGUUUGGCGACUCGAGUUUGGAUGAGGCGGACCGUAUAAUCCUGCACUCCGUCGUGGCCACUACCGUCAAAUUCUCAACCGAUCAGCGAUUGACUCCUGAUAAGCGAGCGCGAUAUCACAAGAACUCAAAGGAGAAGGUUUUGCUCUAUGGCAUUGAGAACAGCUCUGUCAAGUCUCUACAAGCGCUCGUCAUUCUCGCGCUUGACGUGGUUGGCGGCUCGAAUGGGCCCCCAGGGUGGAAUCUGCUUGCACUCAUCACACGAUCUGUGGUGCAGCUAGGGCUGUCUAUGGAAACAUAUUCGCCAAUGGUUGCGCCACAGUAUGCGUCGAUCUACACAUUGCGCGCGAACGUACUCCCCGUCCCAAAGGAUUGGAUCGAAGAAGAGAGCCGCCGCAGGCUGUUCUGGAUGAUCUAUGUCCUCGAUCGCAAUGCUACGGUAGCAACUGCGUUUGAAUUUGCGUUGGACGAGAGCGAGAUCGAUCGCCGACUUCCCUGUCGAGAUGAUCUUUAUGCCCGCAACGUUCCGAUCGAAACCAGAUGGUUCCACACAAAGACCAGGACGGACUACAGCAUGAAUCGACCCGAAAAUCUGGGCUCCUUCUCGUACUACGUGGAGAUUCUUGGGAUCCUGACUCGCAUUCACAAGUUCCUGAAAAAGCCGGUAGAUAUCACGUCUCUUUCCGAUGUCGAGAAGUGGCAGAGUGAGUAUCGAGAGCUCGACAAUGCGAUUGAGCAAUGGAAAUAUAAUCUGCCUGCUGAGUAUGGGAACUCAGCAAGGCUGUUCUCCAAACCAGGCGCCAACCCACCGCUCAACAGUGGGUUGGUCAUGUUACACGCUGCCUUCCAUACAACCGUCAUUCGUCUCCACUCUUCGGCGGCAUAUCCAACGCAUCGUUCACCCAUUUUCACGCCUUCUUUCAGUGCCAGCCAGCGGUGUCUGAGCGCCGUGGAAAAUAUCACAGCGUUGUGCGCUUCAGUCCGCGACAAUGCGUUAUUGAACAAGCUUGGUCCACCAUUUGCGUUUUCCUGUUGGGUCGCAGCGCGUGUACUUCUGGUGCAUGGCUCAACAAUCGAUCACCGCGUCGAUACUUCAAUCAACAUCUUGGUUAGCACCCUUCAAGACCUUGGCCAAUACUGGGAGGUGGCCGCGCGCUAUGGAAACCUUCUGUCUCGCGUCCUGUCAGAAUACCAAGAGUCGCAGCAAAACGCCGGUAUGGGUGGUGAGCGAGUGACGCCUUCGACGGUCAAGAUCCUGGCUGAUAUGCGACGAUGCGCAUUCGAUCUCGAUUUCCUGAUCGCACGCCAGCCAAAGUUUGACGGCGCCGCUGGCUCUGGAAUGCCUUCUAUUACACCGGCUCGCACGCCGGCACCGAACGAAUUGGAGUACCUGGACGUCUUUGACUUCUUCAACAUGCCUCGUCUUCCAGUUUCGAUGGACACAAUAACAGCAUAUCCUACAAGUGCAGAUAACAGUAAUCUCCAGAUGGCCGAGGGAGGCUACGGGAAUGAAUCGAAUAUCACGAACUAUAUGGUGGACGCCAGCUCAGAUUGGUUUAUCAAGGGCUCUGCUUAGGGAAUUUGCUGGCUCUUCCAUGAUUCGUGCUUGAAAGUUGAAAAAGCGUGGUUGGUCUUCUGUCUUUUGGGAAUAUUCUACUUUUUUGUGCGAGUUUAGGCAGUUUCCGGUCUCUUGUGCAUACCCUUCAUAUUCUUACGCAGAUACCCCUCAUUACUCUCACGAUCUAUCAAUGUUCGGACGUUAAUAUUUUGCUCAAGCAAUACGGCAUAGCUGGGAGGUACCCAGCUACCCCAAGACUACUUUGCUACCCUAGCAAAACACUUGUUGUCUUCUACAUAUGUAUUGAGUUCCAAAUCAUUGUAGUAUCUAAUUCCAAUGCCUCUGUUGUAGAUGCUGUAGAGUAUCAACGACUUGCAGCACGCUUUUCCAGCAACCUCAACGCUCAAUGCGGGGAACGGUCCGAUACCGCCCUUUAUCUCUACACUCAUUCCGAAAACCAGC
This is a messenger RNA of Boeremia exigua, 2999 nucleotides long. RefSeq names its product C6 transcription factor-like protein. Gene Ontology annotation, cellular component: nucleus. The coding region runs from base 156 to 2555 and encodes 799 amino acids. The record is from RefSeq and is a predicted model, not a curated record. Gene Ontology annotation, biological process: regulation of DNA-templated transcription; DNA-templated transcription. Gene Ontology annotation, molecular function: zinc ion binding; DNA binding; DNA-binding transcription factor activity, RNA polymerase II-specific. The transcript has 5 exons. Lineage: Eukaryota; Fungi; Ascomycota; Dothideomycetes; Pleosporales; Didymellaceae.